Haliotis rubra (blacklip abalone) is the source of this 628-nucleotide messenger RNA. RefSeq lists its product as uncharacterized. The coding region runs from base 125 to 595 and encodes 156 amino acids. Lineage: Eukaryota; Metazoa; Mollusca; Gastropoda; Lepetellida; Haliotidae. The transcript has 6 exons. Gene Ontology annotation, molecular function: calcium ion binding. The record is from RefSeq and is a predicted model, not a curated record.
AAUAACACUCCUUGGAAUGUGUGCGACCUAGUUCACUGCUUAUAUGAGAAGCAGCGAUUAUAGACUGAAGUUACUCUCAGACAGACAUCCUUGAGGAACACUAGCUGUACUCUGGUCAAGAACCAUGAUAGCUUUCCUUGUUUUAAUCGGAUCUGUGGCAGUUUACGGACAGGGCCAGGGUCACAUCCACAACCACUCCUGCGCCUUCAACAACCAUCACCAGAUCGCGGAGAAGCAGGUGGUCGUCAACAUCAUCGCCGACAUGGAUAAAGAUGGCGACGGCAUUGUGGAACUGCCCGAGGUCAAUGCGGAGUUUAUUUCCAGAUAUGACGUUGAUAAGGACGGCGAGGUGCUCGAGAACGAGUUUGUGAGACAGUGGCAUCAGCGCUACCACGACGAUCGCGACUUCGUUGGCUACCUCUUCCACAACUUCGACACGAACGACGACCAAAAACUGACCGCAGCCGACCUCGCGGCUUUGGCGAAAACACUUGACGCUGACGGAAAUGGACAAGUCUCAAGCGCAGAGUUCCAGUCCUUCAUGAUCAAUCUCUACGUGAACUGUGUACCGUCGAAAUAUUCUCACGGCCCUUGAGAUCAGCUGUCAAAUAAAACAUUCUGAUGUACA